AUGUCGGCAACUGCGUUUCGUUGGAAUUGGAAGUGCGCUGGUGACGGCGAAAAAUGUGGAGGUCUCCUCCACAUCGGCCCAACAGAGUGUUGCAAUCCACUCUACUACUGUAAACCAGUGAAUCUUUUAUACUCAUACUGUGAGGUCCAGAUUCACAGACCCCCUGGAUGGCCACCAUCUGGUUUUCCCCAAUCUACGAGGUCCCGCACUUCACAAAUAUCCGAUACUUCGUGCACUACUUCCACCUCAACGUGGCCGUCAGACUACGUUUCCAGCAGUGAUGACUACUGGACAAAUUCAUGGAUCACUCAAUCCUCCGGUCAUGAAGUGAGUCCAUCCUCCGUUAGUUGGUCUUCAGACGAGAACAGUGCCAGCUUCCCAACAGACAGCUACAGCUACUUAUCAUCGGCCUCCACUGCUUCCAGCGAGAGCUCGGAAUCGUCAGAGGAGACUUCGAGUUAUAGCACUGAGCCAUCUACCACUGAAGACGAAACCUCCACCGAAACCGACGAUGUUUCCGGCUCUACUUCUUCCAGCGAGAGCUCGGAAUCGUCAGAGGAGACUUCGAGUUAUAGCACUGUGCCAUCUACCACUGAAGACGAAACCUCCACCGAAACCGACGAUGUUUCCGGCUCUACUUCUUCCAGCGAGAGCUCUGCUAGCCAAUCUUCCAGCCAGACUUCGAGCGAAGCAACUGGUAAUAUUUCUAGUCAAAUCUCAGGCCAAGAAACUAGUUCUGGCUGGAGCCAAAGCUCGACAUCCUACGAAGGUUCAAGUGAUACGUCGAGCUCCGAUACCCCUACCUCAAGUUAUGGUUCCAGCUCUGCCAGCAAAAUUUCUAGCGAGGCAACUAGUUAUGUUACUAGCGAUAUUUCCAGCCAGGGAACUAGUCAUUUUGCUAGCUCUGCUUCAAAUCAAGGCUCAGCAUCCAACCAAGCGUCCAGUUUUAGCGCUUCUAAUUCUGCCCCAGGGUAUGGCACGAGCCCUGUUGGUUCUGCAUCCGGUUAUGGUUCCAGUUCCGCUACUGGCCAAUCGACUAAUUAUGGUUCUAGUCAAGCAACUACUUAUGGCUUCGAGUUAUGGAUCCGGUUCUACUAA
This is a messenger RNA of Ogataea parapolymorpha DL-1, 1098 nucleotides long. RefSeq lists its product as uncharacterized. NCBI's taxonomy places the organism in Eukaryota, Fungi, Ascomycota, Pichiomycetes, Pichiales, Pichiaceae. Bases 1 to 1098 code for a protein of 365 amino acids. The transcript has 2 exons. The record is from RefSeq and is a predicted model, not a curated record.